AUGAACUUCUACGUUUCACCUUUCCGGUAAACUAUGCAAUAACAAAACCCCCAAAUAUCACUCUCAAACAAAACCUAAAAUUUUCAAUCGGAAAAGAAAUCGGAGAUGACGACGGUGACGGCGACUGCUAACGGCACCACCACCGUUAACCCUAAAAAGACCAAUCUUUUAGAUCAUCACUCUAUGAAGCACUUACUCGACGAAACUGUCACUGAGAUCGUGACUAGCCGCGGUUACAGUGAAGAUGUGAGGCUGAGUAACGUUAGAUUGUUGAUAGGAGCGAUUAUUAUUAUUAUUGCUCUUUUAGCUCAGUUUUACAAUAAGAAGUUUCCGGAUAACAAGAAUUUCCUCAUCGGAUGCAUCGUAUCGUAUGUGUUAUUCAAUGGAAUAUUGCAGCUGAUCAUCUACACUAAGGAAAAGAAUGCAUUUUUGUUUACAUAUCCUCCUGCUGGUUCUGCUUAUAACAGCACUGGCUUGAUGGUGUCUUCUAAGUUGCCCAGAUUCUCUGACAUGUAUACUCUCACGAUAGCCAGCGCUGAUCCUAAAUCUAUUUCGGCAAAACCAACUAUCGAGUUCACCAAAAGCGUCACUAAGUGGUUCACAAAAGAUGGAGUGCUGGUUGAAGGCUUGUUUUGGAAAGACGUUGAGGGCUUAAUAAACGACUAUGCUAACAAAAAGAGCAAGUGAAAAUUCAACUUGAAAAGAAUGGUUGUGGUUUAUGAAAUAGAUUUAACAUUAUUUGUUAAAAUUAAUGUAAACCCGACAGUUAAAUAUAACAAAUUCUAAUGAUUAUAGUCAAUCACAACAUGCAAGUUUGAUGGACUACUGGUUUUCAAAUGCAAUCUAGGCUAAGCCU
Molecule: messenger RNA, 856 nt
Organism: Helianthus annuus (common sunflower)
Lineage: Eukaryota; Viridiplantae; Streptophyta; Magnoliopsida; Asterales; Asteraceae
Product: probable signal peptidase complex subunit 2
Exons: 5
Coding region: 106-687 (193 amino acids)
Biological process (GO): protein targeting to ER
Cellular component (GO): signal peptidase complex; membrane
Source: RefSeq, a predicted model, not a curated record